CUUCUCUUUUACAUUACUAACAACUAGAACCUUCCAAUUGCUCAAAACAUUAGGGUUUUUGGAAGGGGUUUUAGGGAUAUUAUUGCUCGCAUUCAGAAACCCCCAAUUCUCCUUCCAAAGAUUCAACAUUUCUCAUCGAAGUGCUCCCAAAUGCUUCGCUCCAAUGGCGUUAGGCUCCUCCGAUCGCUGCCCGCUAAAUUCAUCCGUCACGCCGACGCCGAACCUGUAUAUGAAGGAGUGUGCCAAAGGGGUUUUAGGACAUUGAGUUUGGGACGUUGUAAUUUAUCCUGAGUUAUUGGGAACUUAUUUCCAAAAGUUGGAAAUGGUUUUACUUUGAAGAACUGAUUGUUGUAUGGAGCAGCUAAUACAUAUUGGGGGACAUCCAGGUCCAUUCAUGGGUCGGCAUCAUUGGCUAGAGACUAUUAUGAAGUGCUUGGUGUGAGUAAGAAUGCAAGUUCUUCUGAAAUAAAGAAAGCAUACUAUGGGCUUGCAAAGAAGCUCCAUCCAGACACAAACAAAGAUGAUCCUGAAGCUGAAAAGAAGUUUCAAGAAGUUUCAAUCGCAUAUGAGGUUUUGAAGGAUGAGGAAAAGCGUCAACAGUAUGAUCAGAUUGGCCAUAAUGCGUAUGUAAAUCAACAAAGCUCUGGUUUUGGAGGUGAAAGCGGCUUUAAUCCAUUUGAGCAGAUAUUCCGAGAUCAUGAUUUUGUCAAGAGCUUUUUUCAUCAGAAUAUUGGUGGUGAAGAUGUCAAGACUUUUAUUGAACUAUCUUUUAUGGAAGCCGUUCGAGGAUGCACCAAAAAUGUUACAUUUCAAACAGAAGUGCUAUGUAACACUUGUGGUGGGAGUGGUGUUCCUCCUGGGACAAGACCUGAAACUUGUAAGCGCUGUAAAGGGUCAGGAGUGACAUAUGUACAAACUGGCAUAUUUAGGAUGGAGAGUACUUGCGGUACAUGUAAGGGAACUGGAAAAAUUGUAUCGAAUUUCUGUAAGUCAUGCAAAGGGGCAAAGCUUACCAAAGGAACAAAAUCAGUCAAAUUGGAUAUUAUGGCUGGGAUUGACAAUAAUGAAACUAUAAAGGUUUACAGGAGUGGUGGUGCAGAUCCUGAUGGAGAUAACCCUGGUGAUCUUUAUGUUACUAUUAAGGUCAGGGAAGAUCCCGUCUUCCGUAGAGAAGGGUCUGAUAUUCAUGUAGAUGCUGUGUUAAGUAUCACUCAGGCAAUUUUGGGUGGAACGAUUCAGGUCCCAACUCUUACCGGAGAUGUUGUUCUUAAGGUUCGUCCUGGCACCCAACCUGGUCAAAAGGUGGUUUUGAAAAAGAAAGGGAUCAAGGCAAAAAAUUCUUAUACACUUGGGGAUCAAUACGUUCAUUUUAACGUCAGCAUUCCUAACAACCUGACAGAGAGACAGCGUGAAUUGAUUGAAGAGUUUGCCAAGGAAGAGCAAGGGGAUUUUGAUAAACAGAGAGCUGCAUCUGCUUCUGGUUGAAAGGAUUGCAAGAUUUGUCAAGUCAUGCUCAACUAGGCGGGUUUUGAAGUUUUGUAGGAUUAAGGACUGCUAAUUUUGUUUGUCUCUUCCACUUUUUUGAUAUGUAAUAUUUCUCAUCGAAGUGAUGACAAAAUUCAAAAUUUUAAAUUUAGAAGGCAGUCCCCUGUGCUCCUGUAGGCUAGUAUUCUUGUCAGUGUUGUAUAUAUAAAAAUCACUCAACGUGAUUGUUUUACCUACUAUCAUCACAUCACAUAGAGGAACCUUAAUAAUUGGGCCAUGGCUAAACUAUAACAUUUUCUUCACAGUAUUAAACAAUACAUAUUCAUUUGUCCUUG
This is a messenger RNA of Vigna umbellata (rice bean), 1820 nucleotides long. RefSeq names its product chaperone protein dnaJ GFA2, mitochondrial-like. The record is from RefSeq and is a predicted model, not a curated record. NCBI's taxonomy places the organism in Eukaryota, Viridiplantae, Streptophyta, Magnoliopsida, Fabales, Fabaceae. Gene Ontology annotation, molecular function: ATP binding; heat shock protein binding. Gene Ontology annotation, cellular component: cytoplasm. Gene Ontology annotation, biological process: protein refolding; response to heat.